AUGUCAUCUCAGAGAGAAGAAAUUAUAGAAGAGUAUGUUGAAGAAGUCGUUGAGGAGGUAGUCUUUGAGGAUAAGAUUGUUGAGAAGAAGGCUGAGGAAAAGGCCGUUGAGGAAAAAAUUGAAGAGAAGAUUGUUGAAGAAAACGUCACUGAGGAAAAGGUCUCCGAGGGAAAGAUUUUUGAGGAAAAGGUUGUUGAGAAAAAAGAGUCCAACGAGAAAGAGAGUAAUGGGGAUGAAGAAAAGGUUGUAGCAGAAGAAAUUAUUCGAAAAAAGAGCGCUGAAGAAAAGGCAACCGCCGAGGAGAAAAGCGACACGUCCGGAGAGACAACAGUAGACCAAUUACUAAAACCGUCAGUCCCAAAGCAAGAGAUCGACUACUCACUGGUAGAUGAACCGCCGGCCAAAUUGAAGGAAGAGGAAAGGAAAUAUGUUGAAACGGAUGCCAAACCAAAAAUUUCAUUCAUUGAUCUAUAUAGAUUCGCCUCGCCUCUAGACUGUCUACUUAUCUUCCUGGGAACAAUAGGAGCUGCAGCUAAUGGCACAGGUCUGCCACUCAUGACGAUCGUCUUCGCCGGUAUUCUUCAGGCGCUUACUGACUAUCAAGCGCAUAUCACUAGCGCUGAUCAGUUGAGCGAGGCAGUCCGCAAGAAUGUCAUUCUCUUUUUAAUACUUGGAGCGUCCAUCUUUGUUGUUUCAUAUCUCCAGAUGACUUGUUGGAUGACUGCAGGAGAGAACAUUACUGGGCGUCUUCGACAGAAAUACUUCUCCGCUGUCUUACGUCAAGACAUCGCCUAUUUUGAUAGUACAAUCACAACAGGAGAUGUUACAUCGCGUAUAUCAUCAGAUAUCUCCAUUUUCCAAGAGGGUAUUUCCGAAAAAGUCGGCCUAAGUAUCCAAUACAUUGUCACGUUCAUCACCGGUUUUAUUAUUGGCUACAUUAAAGGAUGGAGACUCGCCCUUGUACUUACUUCUGUAAUCCCACUUCUUGCCAUGGGUGCUGCUAGUCUUGGUAAAGCGUUACAAUCUUCGACCGCUAAAAGUCAGGAUGCAUAUGCGGAAGCAGGUUCAAUUGCAGAACAGACAAUCUCUGGGAUCAAAACUAUAGCAUCCUUCGGUGGACAGAACAAUGCAAUUGAGCGAUAUACCGAAAAACUUGAAAUGGCUUAUCGUACUGGCAAAAAGAAGGCUUUCAUUAGUGGUGUCGGUCUGGGUUGCAUCUUCUUCAUUAUGUUCUCUGCAUAUGGGCUUGCUUUCUGGUACGGAAGUAGAUUGGUGUUGAAAAAGGAGCAAACAAUUGGCCAGGUGUUAAACACAUUCUUUGCUUUGAUUAUUGGCGCAUUCUCGAUUGGCCAAGCAGCGCCCGGCUUUAGCGCUAUAACCAAUGGUAUGGGGGCAGCGUCUACGUUGUAUGCAGUUAUCGAUCGUGUUCCAUCAAUCGACUCGUCAUCCCCCAACGGCAAGAAGCUUGUCAAAUCCGCCCUUAAAGGACGAAUCGAAUUCAAAAAUGUCAAUUUUCAUUAUGCCAGUCGACCCGACGUACCUGUUUUGAAAAAUUUCAGUUUAAUCGUUGAACCAGGUCAGACUGUAGCACUAGUUGGAAGCUCUGGCAGUGGAAAGAGUACCGUUGUUAGCUUGUUGGAAAGAUUCUAUGAUCCUGUUGACGGAUCUGUGUGUUUAGACGGAGAGGAUUUGAGAAAUAUUAAUAUCCAGUCGCUUAGAUCUCGAAUUGGUCUUGUUAGCCAAGAACCCGUAUUAUUUCCAACUACUAUUCGAAAGAAUAUCAAAUGGGGUAGUACACCCGGCGAAAAGAAACCUACUAUGGAGGAAAUUAUUGCGGUGUGUAAGAAAUCUAAUGCUCAUGACUUUGUUGAAAAAUUGCCUAAGAAGUAUGAGACGCUUGUUGGAGAGGGAGGUGCACUGCUCUCUGGCGGACAGAAACAAAGAAUCGCGAUUGCACGGGCUUUGAUUAAGGACCCCACAAUCCUCCUUCUAGAUGAAGCCACGUCUGCUCUCGAUGCUGACACCGAACGCAUAGUGCAACAGGCACUUGAUGCAGCUGCAGCUGGUCGUACAACUAUUGUCGUUGCUCACCGUAUUUCUACUAUCAAGGAUGCUGAUAAAAUAGUUGUUAUGUACAAAGGAGAGAUUGUCGAGGUCGGUCGUCAUGAUGAAUUAAUAGCUAAACAGGGAAGAUAUUAUCGCCUCGUAAAGGACCAAGAACUCCAAACGCAUAAAAAAGAUAAAACUGAACUUGAGGAAGAGGAGGAAUCUGAAAGCAGCACUGCUGGUGAUAUUUCCGUUACCAUUGAAGAAAAGCCAGCCGCGAUUAGACGAAUGUCGACAAAAGGUUCUCUUUUCCGAACAAAGACCGACGAAGAAAUUAUUGCGGAAGAGGCAGAAAGGAAGAAAAAGCUUAAAACACCUUUCAGGAGAAUAGCUCAAGUGAACAGGCCUGAACUCGUCUAUAUAAUUCUCGGCGUCAUCGGUGCUAUGUUCCAAGGCGCACAGAUGCCAUUAUAUGCUGUGAUAUUUACCCACGUCUUGAAAGCUUUUGCACAGACUGACGAAAACAAAUUUAAACACGAUACUAGUUUCUGGGCGGGAAUGUUCGUAGUCCUUGCCAGCGUCUGCUUAAUCGGCUGCUCAUUACAGAUCGGUUUCUUUUCACUGUCUGGUGAAAGACUGACUAAACGAUUGCGUCAAAUGGCUUUUGUAGCGAUUGUCAGACAGGAAAUGGCAUUCUUCGACGAGGAGAAGCACGGAACGGGUAUUUUGACAUCAAAACUGGCUGUUGAUGCCACUGAAGUACAGGGGUUGGCCGGCUCGUUGAUGGGCACAAUCAUUCAGACUAUUACGACUAUUACGAUUGGUUUAGGGCUUGCGUUUGGAUACGGAUGGAAGUUAACACUUGUUGUCAUAGCAGCAAUGCCAAUUGCUGGCCUUGCAUCGUCUCUUCAGCUGAAGACAUUAGCUGGUUUUGGUGCUCGUACUCGGGCGGCCUAUGAAGACUCCGGUCAAAUAGUUCAACAGGCGGUUUCCAAUAUUCGUACAAUUGCAUCUUUGACACGUGAGAACACUUUCAAGUCUGCAUAUACAAAAGCGCUCGAAGAGCCUCAUAAGACUGCAAUUAGAGGAUUCGCUUUAUCAGCAAUAGGCUUUGGUGUUGCUCAGGGAUUCUUAUUCUUCAUUUGGUCUCUUGCGUUCUGGUAUGGCACGAAACUCGUUGUCAACGGUGAAUAUACGGUGUUUAAUAUGAUGAAUGUAUUGUUUGCCGUUAUAUUUUCGGCUAUCGGACUUGGUCAGAUCAGCAAUUUCGCACCAAAUGUUGCCAAAGCAAAGCUCGCUGCUAUAUCUAUCUUUGAACUUGUUGAUCGUAAAUCAGCCAUUGAUCCGACCGACAACGAGGGUAAAGACCGUCCAGCGCCUGUUACUGGCGAUGCUAAGAUAGAGAAAGCACAUUUCAGGUAUCCGGCUCGACCGGAUGUUGAGGUGCUUCGUGGACUUGAUAUGUCAGCUCUUGCCGGAAAGACUGUUGCUUUAUGCGGAAGUUCAGGAAGUGGAAAAAGCACGGUUGUAUCGUUACUGUUACGGUUUUAUGACGUUAACUCGGGCAAAGUUUCUGUUGAGAAUGUAGAUAUCAAAGACUGGAGUGUCGAGUAUCUGCGAUCACACAUGGCACUCGUCGGUCAAGAACCAGUUUUGUUCGACUUGAGCAUUGGCGAGAAUAUUGCUUUAGCCAAACCUGAAUGCACGCAAGAAGAAAUUGAAGCUUCAGCUAAAUCUGCUAACAUCCAUAGGUUUAUCGAAACUCUGCCUGAUAAAUACAAUACACGUGUUGGUGAAAAAGGUGCACAGCUAAGUGGGGGACAGAAACAACGCGUUGCCAUAGCGCGUGCUCUUAUUCGAAAUCCCAAGCUGCUUCUGCUCGAUGAGGCCACAUCUGCUCUUGACGGCGAGGCAGAGAAAGUAGUGCAGGCAGCUUUAGAUUAUGCUUCACAAAAUCGAACUACCGUGACUAUUGCACACCGAUUAUCGACCAUUCAAAAUGCUGAUCUUAUUCUUGUUGUUAAGGAUGGUGUUGUUGUAGAAAGAGGCAAACAUCUUGAUUUGAUUAGCAAAGGAGGUAUUUAUGCCAAGUUAGUGAGUAAACAGUUGCUUUUAUCCAAGACGAACAAAGAGAUAGUAAUAGUUGAUAAUUAG
Molecule: messenger RNA, 4200 nt
Organism: Paraglomus occultum
Lineage: Eukaryota; Fungi; Glomeromycota; Glomeromycetes; Paraglomerales; Paraglomeraceae
Source: the annotation of a GenBank genome assembly